This is a messenger RNA of Maniola jurtina (meadow brown), 3163 nucleotides long. RefSeq lists its product as uncharacterized. The record is from RefSeq and is a predicted model, not a curated record. The transcript has 4 exons. Bases 381 to 1523 code for a protein of 380 amino acids. NCBI's taxonomy places the organism in Eukaryota, Metazoa, Arthropoda, Insecta, Lepidoptera, Nymphalidae.
UGAUAAUAAUUUGUUAGUACUUUAUUAAUGGGUAGUGCUAUCGCAUUAUCGUGUGUGUGAUGUCAGAUUUGAUAGUACCAAAGCGAAUAAGCGACAAGUGCUGUCUGUUUCACACACAGGCAGUUAACUAAUUGGGCUAGUUAUGUUCAAAACAUCGCGUAGUGUUGUCAUUUCUUACAAAAAUGUUUGCUCAUUGUUGUGCUAAUUCAUGGAUGUGAUCAAUGACUAGAGUAGUAAAUCGGGAAAAAUGUGUUCAUAAAAAUAAAACUACGCAGUAAACAAAUAAAAUGAGUGCGGCGUUUACCUUGUUAUUUAUUCAAUAAACCGGUUUCAAUGCAAGUUUUCUGUGAGAUAACGCUGAGGGACCGACUUUGUUUAUAAUGGCAUUUUCGCUAAAUAGACUGAAGAAUGCUUUCAACGUUAACAAAAGCAGUCAGCUGGCCGGUAGUGGAAGUUUGGACCCGGAAAUAGGUUUCAAAUUAUCAUUGCAUCCAAUCAGUAAAAAUUUAUACGUGACUGUUAUCGGCGCCCGGCAUCUCCCGUCCUUGUUUGGACUCAGUCGCGCUCAUGGCUACCUUGUAAAGGUAAAACUUUUUCCCGGUGAAAGUAAAUUUGAGACAACGUUACAAGAAAGCUCUUGGCCUAUUUGGAACGAGGACUUCAAGUUCCAAUUACGACACAAAGAUACAAAGAAAAGUUCAGAUAAAGUCGAUCUUCAAAGUUUAGUGGCAGGACAUUUCUUAUCGUUAACAAUUUAUGCUAUACUCGAGCCUCCUAAAACAGAGGAAAGGAGGAAAAGUGCGAAAGAUCUGAAGAGUACAAAAUUAGUGAACGAUGACGAGCAAAAGCCGAAAGGCGGUUUAUUUGAGAAAACAUUCAGCAGUUUUAAAUCAACGAAGACUGAGGCUAUCGCCCAAAAAUCAAUUUUGGAAAAGCGCAGGACUGUUGGCGCGGCGACGUGGAAUUUCGAUUCAAAAUUAUUUCAAAACGAUCUCAAGAAUGGUCUGAUUGGCACUCCAGAUAUUUGGAGGCCUAUCAAUGCUAUUGCUAGUGGACUGGCUGCUGCGGAUUCCCGAAGAGAAAACAAGAAAGGUCAACUUGAGGUCACAUUAUUGUACACUGCAAGCGAGGACGGUUUAAAUGAUGUAGUGCAAUUGACUGUCAACCGACUAAGAUGUUCGGUUCAGACGAUGCAGGAGCAAGAACAAUAUAAAGCGCCCCUGUACUUGAAAGCGACGAUACUGGAAGCUAAUAAAGCCGAAUGCUAUUGGAAAAGCGAUAGAUUCGCCCCGACCAUUUCCGCCAGAUGGGAUCCCAAGUCUGCAACGGUCAAGUUAACCGUCUUCAAAGCGAGCUUGAAUAAAGUUAGCAUUUAUAUUAGCCUCGGGUGCAAAACUAAAAUGGCCAAGAAGGAAAUAUUAGGCAAGGCGCACAUUGAAGAGAAGUCGCCUUAUACUGACAGCUGGAACGAGUGUUUGAGACAGCCGGGCAUUCCGAAAACGUUCUGGGUCAAUUUUGAGUGAUUAAACCGUCCUUAUUACGGCCUGUGCAGACGAGAGACUAUAAUUGCCCGCGGAGGACAAACAUCGAUCACUACGAACUGCAUCGCAUAACGCACAAGUUGGAAUGGAAACUAUAAUAUAGUACGGCGAAAUAUUGUAGUAAAAGUCGACUUUGUCCGCCACGGAUAAUAAGUCCCUCGUCUACGCAGACCCUAAAGGUGAUCGCAGUACGAGGCACAAGAGCGCAUGUUAAAUUUUUCAGUUCAUACAUGUACUUUACCUACUGAAAGUAUUACGUUUAACAGAUUUGGUUGCAUCGGCAGAUCGAAAUAAAGUUUGUAUCGAAUAAGUUCUUAAGUCGUGACUUAUACUUAGCCUGAACUACUUUACUUUGCAGCUGAAGUCACUAGUACUGGCGGUCCUGAAAAAUUUCGACCGUUCUUACGCCUCCUGCGGGCCAUGCUCUCUUUGCGAUCUCCUUGUAUCGUCCAAUGUCCUUGUUAUUGAAUAGUAAUAAUAUCUUCAUACUAAAAAAAUAUAUAUAUGACAUGAUAGUAUGUAUUUAAAAUAAAAUAGUAAGUCGAUAAGUUACACUUUACAGCAACGUUAUUACUAUUUACUUGUCAAAAAUUGUUUGUCUCGUUCGCCUUUUUUUGGAAAAAUAACAACGUUGCUAUGUAUCAUAUCGACAGAUUACAGAUAGUAAUAGAUUACAAGUAGAAAAUGAUCAGAGUAUUAUAGCAAUAUUGUAACCUCAUUUUUAGGGUUCCGGAGUAAAAUAAGGAACCCUUAUAGUUUCGUUCAAUCCGUCUGCGUGCUACAGCUGUUUUGAAAAAAAAAAACUAUCGCAGCUGUUAUUUACAAUUUUAAUUUAGCACAGAUAAGGAAGCUUCACAGAAAAUAAAUCAAAGUACAGUGCGCGACAGGUUGAGAUGGCGAUCGGGGUAUGACGCGGGGGGAGCGCGGGAGCUGAGCGGGAGUGCGGGGCGUCUCUACUCCGAUUGCCAUCUCGACCCGUCGCGUACUAUAGGUAAGCUAGGUACCUCCUGAACGUGAAAAGUUAAACUUUUUGGGUUACCCCCUCAAAUGGGACCUCAUUAAAUAGGUACCUAUAAGUAUUAAAAUCACUACGUAUUACGAUUCCUUGAACAGUGUUUCGAAAAAUCAGCCGUUCACGAAUCCAGUUGGAUUCCCCACUAAAUUCUGAAGCUACUAGGUAUAUUUAAAAAUCUGAAAAAUUCUAAAAUAAACAUAAUAGUAUAAAGUUAUAUCGACUAUUUUGAGACCAAUAACUAUUAGGCGACUUAUGCAGUAAGUAGUUGAAACAAACUUUAUGAUGAUACUAGCUUAUACCUGCGACUUCGUCCUCGCGGACUGCACAUAUUAUUUCAAACCCCUUUUUUACCUCUUAGGAAUUGGAGUUUUAUAAGCAAGACUGCGGAACCCUGCUUUAUCCGUGUUCUAAUACGCAUUUUACAAGUUUUUGUUUUACUUUGUUAAAGUUAAUAUUAUGUGAUGUUAAAAAACAUUAUGAUAAGGUAAAUAGUAGAUAAUGCUAUUAAUAAUUGGCUAAUAAGUACUUUAAAAUUUUAACAUCAUGGGAACAAGCGUAUAAUAUGACAAUGGAAAUAAAGUUAAGGAAUAUUUUUGUAUUAUACCAA